Messenger RNA from Symphalangus syndactylus (siamang), 4705 nucleotides. RefSeq names its product thyroid stimulating hormone receptor (gene TSHR). Gene Ontology annotation, biological process: adenylate cyclase-activating G protein-coupled receptor signaling pathway; activation of adenylate cyclase activity; hormone-mediated signaling pathway. Gene Ontology annotation, cellular component: plasma membrane. Gene Ontology annotation, molecular function: G protein-coupled peptide receptor activity; thyroid-stimulating hormone receptor activity. The record is from RefSeq and is a predicted model, not a curated record. NCBI's taxonomy places the organism in Eukaryota, Metazoa, Chordata, Mammalia, Primates, Hylobatidae.
UUAUUCCCAGCAGAUGGCCCUGAAGUUCACUUCCUGAAUUGCCUCGCGGAGCCGCGGGCUGCACUGUGAGGCGGCCGCUGCCAGUCGACUCUAGCACCAGAGUUGCCCCUGCAGUUGGGUAGCAACGAGAAUCCUCCAGGGGUGCAGGGCGACGGCUUCGGCCGCACCGCAGGCUGGCCAGGGCUGCGUGCCCACCUCUGACUCCCAGCAGAGGUGUCUCUGGCCAGGAGGAGUUGAAGUUCUGCAGGACAUUGGUCCGCCCGGGGACAAUCCACUCCGCGGGGACUUUCUCUGGAUAAGGACCUCCUCUACAGUGGUGAGGUCACAGCCCGUUGGAGCCCUCCCUCUUCCCACCCCUCCCGCUCCCGGGUCUCCUCUGGCCUGGGGUAACCCGAGGUGCAGAGAGCUGAGAAUGAGGCGAUUUCGGAGGAUGGAGAAAUAGCCCCGAGUCCCGUGGAAAAUGAGGCCGGCGGACUUGCUGCAGCUGGUGCUGCUGCUCGCCCUGCCCAGGGACCUGGGCGGAAAGGGGUGUUCGUCUCCACCCUGCGAGUGCCAUCAGGAGGAGGACUUCAGAGUCACCUGCAAGGAUAUUCAACGCAUCCCCAGCUUACCGCCCAGUACGCAGACUCUGAAGCUUGUUGAGACUCACCUGAGAACUAUUCCAAGUCAUGCAUUUUCUAAUCUGCCCAAUAUUUCCAGAAUCUACAUAUCUAUAGAUGUGACUCUGCAGCAGCUGGAAUCACACUCCUUCCACAAUUUGAGUAAAGUGACUCACAUAGAAAUUCGGAAUACCAGGAACUUAACUUACAUAGACCCUGAUGCCCUCAAAGAGCUCCCCCUCCUAAAGUUCCUUGGCAUUUUCAACACUGGACUUAAAAUGUUCCCUGACCUGACCAAAGUUUAUUCCACUGAUAUAUUCUUUAUACUUGAAAUUACAGACAACCCUUACAUGACAUCAAUCCCUGCGAAUGCUUUUCAGGGACUAUGCAAUGAAACCUUGACACUGAAGCUGUACAACAAUGGCUUUACUUCAAUCCAAGCAUAUGCUUUCAAUGGGACAAAGCUGGAUGCUGUUUACCUAAACAAGAAUAAAUACCUGACAGUUAUUGACAAAGAUGCAUUUGGAGGAGUAUACAGUGGACCAAGCUUGCUGGACGUGUCUCAAACCAGUGUCACUGCCCUUCCAUCCAAAGGCCUGGAGCACCUGAAGGAACUGAUAGCAAGAAACACCUGGACUCUUAAGAAACUUCCACUUUCCUUGAGUUUCCUUCACCUCACACGGGCUGACCUUUCUUACCCAAGCCACUGCUGUGCUUUUAAGAAUCAGAAGAAAAUCAGAGGAAUACUUGAGUCCUUGAUGUGUAAUGAGAGCAGUAUGCAGAGCUUGCGCCAGAGAAAAUCUGUGAAUGCCUUGAAUAGCCCCCUCCACCAGGAAUAUGAAGAGAAUCUGGGUGACAGCAUUGUUGGAUACAAGGAAAAGUCCAAGUUCCAGGAUACUCAUAACAACGCUCAUUAUUACGUCUUCUUUGAAGAACAAGAGGAUGAGAUCAUCGGUUUUGGCCAGGAGCUCAAAAACCCCCAGGAAGAGACUCUACAAGCUUUUGACAGCCAUUAUGACUACACCGUGUGUGGGGACAAUGAAGACAUGGUGUGUACCCCCAAGUCCGAUGAGUUCAACCCAUGUGAAGACAUAAUGGGCUACAAGUUCCUGAGAAUUGUGGUGUGGUUCGUUAGUCUGCUGGCUCUCCUGGGCAAUGUCUUUGUCCUGCUUAUUCUCCUCACCAGCCACUACAAACUGAACGUCCCCCGCUUUCUCAUGUGCAACCUGGCCUUUGCGGAUUUCUGCAUGGGGAUGUACCUGCUCCUCAUCGCCUCUGUAGACCUCUACACUCACUCUGAGUACUACAACCAUGCCAUCGACUGGCAGACAGGCCCUGGGUGCAACACGGCUGGUUUCUUCACUGUCUUUGCGAGCGAGUUGUCAGUGUAUACACUGACAGUCAUCACCCUGGAGCGCUGGUAUGCCAUCACCUUCGCCAUGCGCCUGGACAGGAAGAUCCGCCUCAGGCACGCAUGUGCCAUCAUGGUUGGGGGCUGGGUUUGCUGCUUCCUUCUCGCCCUGCUCCCUUUGGUGGGAAUAAGUAGCUAUGCCAAAGUCAGCAUCUGCCUGCCCAUGGACACCGAGACCCCUCUUGCUCUGGCAUAUAUUGUUUUUGUUCUGACGCUCAACAUAGUUGCCUUCGUCAUCGUCUGCUGCUGUUAUGUGAAGAUCUACAUCACAGUCCGAAAUCCGCAGUACAACCCAGGGGACAAAGAUAGCAAAAUUGCCAAGAGGAUGGCUGUGCUGAUCUUCACCGACUUCAUGUGCAUGGCCCCAAUCUCGUUCUAUGCUCUGUCAGCAAUUCUGAACAAGCCUCUCAUCACUGUUAGCAACUCCAAAAUCUUGCUGGUACUCUUCUACCCACUUAACUCCUGUGCCAAUCCAUUCCUCUAUGCUAUUUUCACCAAAGCCUUCCAGAGGGAUGUGUUCAUCCUACUCAGCAAGUUUGGCAUCUGUAAACGCCAGGCUCAGGCAUACCGGGAGCAGAGGGUUCCUCCAAAGAACAGCACUGAUAUUCAGGUUCAAAAGGUUACCCAUGACAUGAGGCAGGGUCUCCACAACAUGCAAGAUGUCUAUGAACUGCUCGAAAACUCCCAUCUAACCCCAAAGAAGCAGGGCCAAAUCUCAGAAGAGUAUAUGCAAACGGUUUUGUAAGUUAACACUACACUACUCACAAUGGUAGGGGAACUUACAAAAUAAUAGUUUCUUGAAUAUGCAUUCUAAUCCCAUGACACCCCCAACACAUAGCUGCGCUCACUCUUGUGCAGGCGAUGUUUCGAUGUUUCAAUGUUUCAUGGGGCAAGAGUUUAUCUCUGGAGAGUGAUUAGUAUUAACCUAAUCAUUGCCCCCAAGAAGGAAGUUAGGCUACCAGCAUAUUUGAAUGCCAGGUAUCAAAAUAAUCUAUACGGUCUAGGAGACUUUCUUGAUACCAAGUCCCGAGAUGACAUUGUGUAGGAUGUUCAGUAAAUAUUAACUGAGCCAUGUCAAUAUAGAGCUUCUCAGUUUUGUAUAACAUUUCAUACUAAAGAUUCAGCAAAUGGAAAAUGCUAUUAAUUUGGUUGGUGACCACAAGAUAAAAUUAGUCCCAUGUUGGCUCAGUUCAACUAGAUGUUCCCUGAUACAAAGAGAACUUGAUUUCCUUAAAAUGGAAAAGCCAAACACAGCUAGCUGUCGUACAAGAAACAGCUAUUAUGAGACAUGAAGGAGGAUAAGAAUUAGCUUUAAGUUUUGUUUUGCUUUGUUUUGUUUCUUAACUCAACCUAUUAAUCAUCUCUUCACAAGAAUCCACCUGAUGUGACCAAGCUAUUAUGUGUUGCCUGGAAAAACUGGCAAGAUUUCAGCUUAUGUGGCCUAGCAAACUAAGAAUUGCUCUUCUUGGCCAGCCUCAUAGCAUAAAAGAUAUGAACUCUAGGAAGUCUUUCUGAGUAGCAAUAAGUGGGAAUUAUGGGCAGAGCACUCUCAAUCCCUUGUUGAUUAAUAAAACAGGCUGGACACUAAUUAACUAUGGGACUUAAAUCUGUAGAAAUGAAGGAGUCCAAUAGCUUCUUCCAAUUUUAAAACUCUAGUACAUCCCUUUCCCUCAAAUAUAUAUUUCUAAGAGAAAGAGAAAGAAGAACACUAAGUAAGUAGAUUCUGUUUUUCCUAUUUUGUAGGGCUGCUGACUCCCAGUCCUUGAAGCCUAGACAUAUGACCCAGGAAAUUUUUCCUUUGUUUCACUUUUGAUUAUGAUGUCUGAACCAAAAAUUCAAUUAAGUAAACAUAUUCGCCUGGAUCUGAAUCAUUCAUUUAAUUACUAGAUCUACCCAGCUAUAAUUAUCAGGCCAAAAACAGAUUCGUGUUUAUAUAAAAGAGUAAAUGAUGGUUGCAAAUUUUGGUUAUUUAGAGCUGCUACUUCACUAUGAAGAGUCACUUCAAAACACUUCGCUUGUCUUUAGGGAUGAUUUUUGCCAUUUCCAGCCCACGGUAUGAUACUAAAGCUGUCAAGAGAGGUUUCUUCUUUUCUGAAAUUGCCAGCUCUUUCCAGCCCUGUUGAUCACUGGACAUAAAACUUCUUUUCCCCAAUAAUUCUUCUUUACUUAAAAUAGUCAGGAUCUUUAUCUACAGAUGUACUCUCCAGGUUAUCUGUGAUGAUAGCCCCCUAAUGUCCUGCUAGAAAAGUCUCCAAGCAGAGAUGACAUUACUUCUGAAUGCUCAUAAACCACACCAUGAAAUAAAAGCUCUUUGUUGUUUUAAGAUUGUGGAGUGUGGUUAAUAGGUCCCCACAGAUGGUCCCUGCUGGACUCACCUGGAAUCUCUCCACAGCCAUACCCAUUCAUCACUAUCAUUGAGACCUGCACAUCUUAAUAGAAAUAUUAUAAACAUCUAAAAUCAUGACUCACCUAGAAGUUCACUUGUAACUAAUGAAAUUAAACAAAUGUGUUGCCUUUUGUCAUGUGUUUCUUUCCUGUCACAUUUCAAAAUAUCACAUCUUGAUAAAUAAUGUGUUUCAUCUUGAAUAGCUGAACUAAUGCUUUGGAAACAGAGUCCUAGAAAAGUGACUUCAACAGAAUUGUUACUAAAAUUUGCACUCACAACAUGAAAUAAAUUUUCUUCCUAUGGAAUAAU